Molecule: messenger RNA, 1359 nt
Organism: Fraxinus pennsylvanica
Lineage: Eukaryota; Viridiplantae; Streptophyta; Magnoliopsida; Lamiales; Oleaceae
Source: the annotation of a GenBank genome assembly
AUGUCGGAAGAGACCUCAACAAGUUCGAGCGCCACCGCCAGACCUGCGCUGGAGGACAUUUUCCGGUCGUCAACUGCCGUGAAUUCUGCCGGAGACUCAUCGGCCUCAGUUUCUGCUCUGACCUUACACUUCUCUUGCGGAAACCCUAGAAUCGAAGAGAUCAGAGGCGUCAUGCAUCUAUACCGUGACGAUGUCGCUUCAUCCUCCUCCCAACUUCCAGUUGAACGAAGGCCUCUUCUUUGUGUGCUUGGGGUGCCCAAUCACAUGACAUAUGCAGAUUUUUGCCAGUUCUGUGGUUCGUUCAUUCAACAUAUGUUGGAAAUGCGUAUUGUCAGGAAUGAGGGGAUAGAGGAUUGCUAUAAUAUAUUGAUCAGGUUUAAUGAUCAAGACUCAGCAGAUAGUUUUUACAAGCAUUUUAAUGGGAAGCGGUUCUCAUCUCUUGAUGAUGAGAUUUGCCGAGUGCUUUACACUAUUGACAUCCAGUACACUGGUUCAAUUGAGCAUUCACAGAUUUCUACCACAAGCUCUAUGGAUCAGCCCUCCUGUCCUGUCUGUCUUGAGAGGUUAGACCAGGACACCAGUGGAAUUCUCAUUACUAUAUGCAAUCAUUCUUUCCAUUGCUCCUGUAUUUCUAAAUGGACAGAUUCUUCUUGCCCUGUAUGCCGCUAUUGCCAAGAGCAGCCCGAGAAGUCAAUAUGCUUUGUCUGUCAAACUGCUGAGAACCUUUGGAUGUGUAUCAUAUGUGGCUUUGUUGGUUGUGGAAGGUACAAGGAAGGACAUUCCAUUACACACUGGAAAGAAACACAACACUACUACUCAAUUGAAUUGGAAACACAACGGGUGUGGGACUAUGUUGGGGAUAACUAUGUCCAUCGUUUGAUUCAAUCCAACAUUGACGGAAAGUUGGUUGAAUUGAACCACCAUUGCAUGCAUACUGAUGGGGUUUGUGGCGAUUGUUCUGGGAGCAAUGAUGCCAUAUUGCACAGUGAAGUUGAAGCUAUAGUGAAUGAGUACAAUGAGCUUCUAACUUCACAACUUGAAAACCAGAAACAGUAUUUUGAGUCUUUAUUGCAAGAAGUUGAAGAGGAGACUGAAAGAGAAUCUUCUGCAGCCGUGGAAAAAUCUCUGAGUCAAAAUCCAAAAUUGCUGAAAUUGCAGGCAAAGCUAGAAAAGUGUAUGGAAGAGAAGAAAUUUCUUGAUGAUAUCAAUGAUAAUCUUCUGAGAAACCAGAGCAUAUGGGAAUCUAAGAUAGGGGAUGUUGAAGAAAGGGAGAAGAAGCUUUUAAAUCUGAAGGACGAGAAGAUUCAAGAAUUAGAGGAGCAGCUGAGAUGUUUGAUGGCGUCCAUUGAGGAUGUUUAA